Molecule: messenger RNA, 4146 nt
Organism: Alosa alosa (allis shad)
Lineage: Eukaryota; Metazoa; Chordata; Actinopteri; Clupeiformes; Clupeidae
Gene: hfm1
Product: helicase for meiosis 1
Exons: 34
Coding region: 140-3553 (1137 amino acids)
Molecular function (GO): nucleic acid binding; ATP binding
Source: RefSeq, a predicted model, not a curated record
CACAUGGACUUGGACCAAAACUGAAAUUAGCCAACGCUGUAAGGUUAAGAUUUUAUAUACCAAUAGAAAUUUUGUUGCUUCUGCCCCCACGGGGUCAGGGAAAACUGUACUUUUUGAGUUGGCUAUCAUUCGAUUACUCAUGGAAUCUACUGAGCCUUGGCAGAAUGUGAAAGCAGUAUACAUUUCACCUAUUAAAGCGCUAUGUAGUCAGCAAUAUGAAAACUGGAAACAAAAGUUUGGAAGGUUAGGACUCAACUGUAAGGAGUUAACUGGAGACACAGAGGUAGAUGACCUCUUUGAGAUUCAAAAUUCUCAUCUCAUCAUGACAACACCGAUUGGCCCUGUCUCAGAGGAGAGGGUGAGAAUGUGUCUAUCCACACUGUCAGCUAACAAAGCCACGGGUCAAGACCUGAUUCCUUCCAGAAUGCUGAGCGACAGUGCCAAUGUAACUUCUAAGGAAAAAUGGGACAGCAUGACGAGAAAGUGGAAGGACAACUGCUAUUUACAGCUGAUACAGCUGUUUCUCAUUGAUGAGGUACACGUGGUAAAAGAUACACAACGUGGAGCUACAUUGGAGGCAGUGAUUAGCAGAAUGAAAGCCAUGAACACUUGCCGUGGGUUUGAAGAUCAAAGGUCAAACACAAGAUUUGUUGCUGUGUCUGCUACCAUUCCAAAUAUUUUAGAUAUAGCAUGCUGGUUAUCUGACAGUGUGGGGCCUGCAACUUGUAUCGAAAUGGAUGAGAGCCACAGGCCGGUAAAACUCAGGAAAGUGGUGUUGGGUUUUCCAUGUUCCAACAGUCAAACAGAGUUCAAGUUUGAUCUUUCCCUCAACUACAAAAUGGCCAACAUCAUUCAGACCUAUUCAGACCAGAAACCAUCACUUGUGUUUUGUUCUACAAGAAAAGGAGUUCAGCAGUCAGCAGAGGUACUUGCCAAGGAUGCCAGAUUCGUUAUGAGCAUUGAUCAUAAAGAAAGGCUGGUCAAAUAUGCAGAUUCUCUAAUUGACUCUAAACUAAAAGAUUUAGUUUUGUUUGGUGUUGGAUAUCAUCAUGCAGGCAUUGAUGUAUCUGACAGGAAAGUGAUUGAAGAUGCUUUUACAAAGGGAGAUCUACCUGUACUCUUCACUACAAGCACUCUGGCAAUGGGAAUGAACCUUCCAGCUCAUCUUGUGGUGAUCAAAUCCACGGCACACUAUGUAGGGGGUACAUGCCAAGAGUACAGUGAGGCAGAUAUUCUUCAGAUGACUGGUAGAGCAGGCAGACCACAGUUUGACACUUCAGCAACUGCCGUGAUUAUGACAAAAUUGCAAACAAAAGACAAAUACACCAAGGUAUUAAGUGGAGCAGAGACUAUCGAGAGCAGCUUGCACUUAAACUUGCUGGAACACCUGAACGCCGAGAUAGUUCUUCACACCAUCUCUAAUGUAAACAUGGCACUGGAUUGGAUCCGCUCCACAUUCCUGUAUAUCCGUGCCAUGAAAAAUCCUGCACACUAUGGAUUCACUUCGGACCUGGAUAAACUUGGAAUUGAAGCAAAAUUGCAAGAUUUGUGUUUGAAAAAUUUGAUGGCACUGUCUGAUGUUGGUCUGAUUACCAUGGAUGAGGAUGUCAACAUUAAACCAACAGAAACGGGGAAACUGAUGGCAAGAUACUGUGUGGCAUUUGACACCAUUAAAUAUUUCACAAGUAUAUCUGGCAUGGAAUCUCUGUCUGAUUUGGUUACCAUGGUGUCUAAGAGUAAGGAGUUCAGUGAUAUACAGCUGAGAGUGAACGAGAAACGCAUCCUGAACACAUUGAAUAAGGAUAAGAACAGGAUAACAAUCAGGUUUCCUAUGGAGGGAAAGAUAAAAAACAAUGAAAUGAAAGUGAAUUGCCUGAUUCAGGCCCAACUAGGGUGCAUCCCUGUCCAGGACUUUGGACUCUCACAGGACAUGAGCAAAAUAUUCAAAAAUGGUGUUAGAGUGAGCAAAUGUCUUGCAGACAUUCUUUAUCACCUUCCUCAAAGGAAUUUUUCAGCACUGCUGAGUGCAUUGAUACUUGCAAAGUGCUUUCGGGCAAAGCUGUGGGAAAACUCUCCUUAUGUCUCCAGGCAGUUGGAUAAAAUUGGGCUAUCCCUGGCCACAGCUAUGGUGAAUGCAGGACUGACAACAUUUUCUAAGAUUGAGCAGACUAAUACCAGAGAGCUUGAACUGAUUGUCAACAGACAUCCGCCUUUUGGAAACCAAAUCAGAGAGCGCAUACUUUCACUGCCAAAGUAUGAACUUCGCUUGGAACAGCUUCCAGUGUACAGCAACUCAGCAGCAGAAAUUUCAGUCACUGUGAACAUGAGAAAUUUUGAUCAGCUGAUUGCUAAAAAAACACCUCUGAGCCACCAUUACAUUACAGUCAUCAUUGGAGAUUGUGACAAUAAUGUGGUGUUCUUCCAGAAACUCUCUGAUACUGUUUUUAUGAAAUCAGGAACUUGGUCAAGGAAAAUUUGCAUUGCAAGGGCUGCCAAAGGAGGGGAAAUCAGCGUAAACUUAAUAAGCUCUGAAUAUGUUGGACUAGAUAUUCACCAAAGAGUUAGUGUUUUCUACUCUGCAAAACCAUUUGGAGUUGGAAACUCUGGCCGUGAGAGUUCUCUGUCCUCAAUUUCGAAAGGAACCAGUAUGACUGUGGAUGACCCAGUAGAAGUCAUCAGUCAAGAUCACAGAGCACAGACCACAACUCUCACAAACAAUGUGAACUGCACAGAUGCUUUACAUAAAGAUUCCCCAAAGCUGAAAAUAGAAAAACGACAAUGCAACCACUUCUGUAAGAACAAGGAGCAGUGUGGUCAUGACUGUUGUAAAGUGGGUGUGCAGGUUGUACUAAAAAGAACAGUAAAACCAGUAUUGCACUUUUCAUCUUACCUCAGAGACCUUGUGAGCAGAAAUGAGACAUUCAUGGAAACUCCCGUCAAACGUUUAAAGAUGAGAAUGCACCACAGGAGUGAAACAGCAAAAGUACAACAGUACAUUUUGCCCGCUGCCUCAAGAUCUGACCAGAAACAUGGAUGCACUGAAAUUAGAUCCCAGGCUGUAGACUUUUCAGAGGACUUUCUUUCAGCAGAAAAUAUGUUUCAUCUUGAACUCCACCAAGAUGUUUCAGAUUGUACACAAGAAGAUCAGAGCGCUGUGACAAGAACUUGGGAGGCCAAUCAUUUUUCUGAAAGUGCCAGCUCCAAAUCUAUUCAUCACAAUGGAAGUCACCCCUCAUCUGACCCUUUCUCUGUAAAUUUUGCCCUGGGAGUGGAAGACUGGAGUCAUCACAGUAUUGAGCACUUGUACAACAAUCAUCGAACAUCAUUAUGUCCUGCAAAAGAAAUGCUUGUGGGAGACUUUACAAAUGCUCCACCAUGUGCUGCUACUAUCAAAACAUCACCAUCUAAUCAUGCAAAUGAUAUCCGUAAUGGAACGCAGAAUUUCUUUACAAAGAGGAUGACCAAAGGAGGUGGCAUCAAGUGCAGCUUACUGGGCGAUAAUGACUGCACAGAAUUUGAAGAUUUUCUUGGAAUAUUUGAUGGACUCCUUUAGAUUUUACCACCAACAUGGUUGUUUUACACCACUGUUUUACUUUUAUUGUGAACCCCUGGAGUUGUUAAGAUUUCUUCAAAAAGCUAGUAUGUUUUCAUAUUUUUAUACUAGGCUUUUCCCCCUUUGUUUUUACAAGAGAUCACAUUAGGCCCUAAUUUUAGUUGUCUUAUAAUGACUGAAUAACUUAGUCCAUUAACAAAGUAAACACUGACAUAUGCAUUUUUGUUUUAAUUGUUGUCUUUUCUCAUGAAUGUUAUCCUAUGAUUAAAAUAUUUUUUUUUGUUAAGUAUUGAACGUGAAUCAAAUUGUAGUUUGAUACAAUGUAAAUGACUACAUCUUCUGUUCUGUAUUGUUGGAGGGGGAAAAUACCACAAGUUGCAUAAUAUGCCAUACAUUUGCAUAAUUGUAUUGAAAAAAUCUUUUCACUAAUUAUCAUUGUGAGAUUUGUUUUGCUUGCUGUCUUGUUUAGUUUUUAUUUACGUAAAAUGACCACUGAUGACAGUGGACAAAGUUCAGCACUAGAGUGACCAAGGCUAAAAAACACUGUUCUAUGUAUAUUUACUUUAGUACUUCAUAAAUCUUUAUUAAUUAUU